UUUAGUGAGUCGCACACAAGAUAUUCAGCAUUAAUGGUGAUAAGAUGAAUCGACCCUUGAAAGCAUCCUCAAUUCAGGAAACCGAUUGGCAAAUGCCCCGCCAAACUCUACCUGUAUCAGCGUGCAAGGUUUUUACAGCAAAACCAACUCUCCACUUGAAUUGCUUGACGCCAGAGCUCUUUUCUCUUCUUUCAAACUUGAACAACACUUUUCAUUUCCAUAUAUAAACUAGAUCCUUACCAGGAUUUGUUGGCACCAGCCCUGGGACUUCUCUCUCUCUCUCUCUCUCUCUCUAUCUCUCUCUCCUUUCUUAGAUAAUUCUUCAAGAAUCAAGAUAUGGCUGCCUGGAACUCAUUUCCUCUGAAGAUCACAUACGAGCUCUUGGGAUGGAUAGCCUUCGUUUCUUGGUCCAUUAGUUUCUACCCACAAGCCAUCUUGAAUUUCCGACGAAAAAGUGUGGUGGGUUUGAACUUCGAUUUCGUGAUCCUGAAUUUGACGAAGCACUCCUCAUACUUGGUCUACAACGCUUCUCUUUACUUCAGCUCUGCUAUCCAAAAGCAAUACUUUAACAAGUAUGGCCAGAAACAGAUGAUACCUGUAGCUGCAAAUGAUGUUGCAUUUUCAAUUCAUGCUGUUCUGUUGACAGCAAUUACAUUGUUCCAAAUUGCAAUCUACCAACGCGGGCAUCAAAAGGUAUCCAAGAUUGCCAUAGCAAUUGUCUUUAUUGUGUGGGUAGCUGCUGCAGUUUGUUUCUUUGUAGCAUUGCAUCGCCAUUCUUGGCUGUGGCUUAUCUCUGUCUUCAACUCAAUUCAAGUUUGCAUGACAGUGAUAAAGUACAUUCCCCAGGCAGCCAUGAACUUCAUGAGAAAGAGCACUGAUGGGUUCAGCAUUGGGAACAUUUUACUUGAUUUUCUUGGAGGGGUAACAAAUUAUGCCCAAAUGACUGCACAAUCUAUAGACCAACAUUCCUGGGUGAACUUCUAUGGCAACAUAGGGAAGACAAUGCUCUCUCUGGUGUCCAUAUUGUUUGACCUUCUUUUCAUGUUUCAACAUUAUAUCCUGUAUUCAGCCAAGAAGCAGCAUAGGCAUAGCUCCCCUGAAAUCAAUGGAGAAAGUGCACAGCCACCAAAUUGCUCUUCACAGUCUGAAAAUGUGUAGAUAUUUUAUAUACUGGUUCAUAGCACACUUAUUAGGUUUAUUCUCAAAGAAAUUUAUAUUAUUAGUGGAUUAAUAUUAGUAAAUGAUUCAAUCAAGAAUGGAUUAUGAUUUAUUUA
Molecule: messenger RNA, 1274 nt
Organism: Hevea brasiliensis (rubber tree)
Lineage: Eukaryota; Viridiplantae; Streptophyta; Magnoliopsida; Malpighiales; Euphorbiaceae
Product: cystinosin homolog
Exons: 8
Coding region: 337-1158 (273 amino acids)
Biological process (GO): L-cystine transport
Cellular component (GO): vacuolar membrane
Molecular function (GO): L-cystine transmembrane transporter activity
Source: RefSeq, a predicted model, not a curated record